AAAAAGGUUCAUGCCCGUGAUACAUGUCCAAAAUACCCAAUUCUUCUUCAACCUUUUUCUGUAUCAGGGUUUUCAAAACCCUAGAGUGAGAAACAAACCCUAGAGAGAGGAACACACACACACAGAAGAACCAACAAUGGACGGAGCAUCAUACCAGAGGUUCCCGAAGGUCAAAAUCCGCGAGCUCAAAGACGACUACGUGAAAUUUGAGCUCCGAGAAACCGACGCAAGCAUGGCGAACGCACUCCGGCGAGUCAUGAUCGCAGAAGUUCCCACAAUCGCCAUAGAUUUGGUUGAAAUUGAGGUCAAUUCGUCCGUUCUCAAUGACGAGUUCAUCGCUCACCGUCUCGGUCUUAUACCGCUUACGAGCGAGCGUGCGAUGAGCAUGCGGUUCUCACGUGACUGCGAUGCUUGUGACGGUGACGGACAGUGUGAGUUUUGUUCUGUGGAGUUCCAUUUGAGAGCUAAGUGUAUUAAUGAUCAGACGCUUGAUGUUACGAGUAAGGAUUUGUAUAGCUCGGAUCAUACGGUUGUGCCUGUUGAUUUUUCGGAUCCUGGGUCUGGUUUUGAGAAUCCUGAAGAUCAAAGGGGCAUCACUAUUGUGAAACUCCGCAAAGGCCAAGAACUAAGGCUAAGAGCAAUAGCCAGAAAAGGUAUUGGUAAAGAUCAUGCAAAAUGGUCACCUGCUGCAACCGUCACUUUCAUGUACGAGCCCGAGAUUCACAUCAACGAAGAAAUGAUGGAGACAUUAUCACUCGAAGAAAAAACAAGUGUCGUUGAAAGCAGCCCCACAAAAGUCUUCGCCUUAAACCCUCAAACUCAGCAGGUGGAAGUGGUGGAUCCCGAGGCAUACACGUAUGACGAUGAAGUGCUGAAGAAAGUGGAAGCUAUGGGGAAACCCGGGCUCAUCGAAAUCUAUGCAAAAGAAGACAGUUUUAUCUUCACCGUUGAAUCAACCGGUGCAGUCAAAGCUUCUCAGCUGGUGAUCAACGCCAUUGAUGUUUUGAAACAGAAGCUUGAUGCCGUUCGCCUGUUGGAGGACACUGUUGAAGCUGAUGACCAGUUCGGUGAAUUGGGUGCUCAUAUGCGAGGAGGUUGAUUUUAGCUUAUCUUUGUUAUGUCUGAAUGUUAAUCUACCGUCAGUUUCGUUCGUAUGGAAAACUGGGAUUUUUUUUAUGUUAAUCUUAAGCAGAUUGUAGGGUGUUUUUAUUCCACUUUGGGUAGUGCAACACUGAGAUGCAGAUGAAAAGCCAUUGUUUUUGUUUAUUUUCUGAUCACCAAGUUUUCGAUAAAAGUCCCGAAUGAAAGCAUUUGUAGCGUGAGAGCACCCUUUUAAUGGAAUCGAAUCUGAUCCUAGAGCUGAAACAAA
Helianthus annuus (common sunflower) is the source of this 1369-nucleotide messenger RNA. Its product is annotated as DNA-directed RNA polymerases II, IV and V subunit 3. Gene Ontology annotation, biological process: DNA-templated transcription. Gene Ontology annotation, molecular function: DNA binding; protein dimerization activity; DNA-directed RNA polymerase activity. Bases 137 to 1099 code for a protein of 320 amino acids. Lineage: Eukaryota; Viridiplantae; Streptophyta; Magnoliopsida; Asterales; Asteraceae. Gene Ontology annotation, cellular component: RNA polymerase II, core complex. The transcript has 3 exons. The record is from RefSeq and is a predicted model, not a curated record.